This is a messenger RNA of Thyridium curvatum, 1905 nucleotides long. RefSeq lists its product as uncharacterized. The record is from RefSeq and is a predicted model, not a curated record. The transcript has 4 exons. Gene Ontology annotation, cellular component: membrane. NCBI's taxonomy places the organism in Eukaryota, Fungi, Ascomycota, Sordariomycetes, Thyridiales, Thyridiaceae. Gene Ontology annotation, biological process: transmembrane transport; carbohydrate transport. The coding region runs from base 1 to 1905 and encodes 634 amino acids. Gene Ontology annotation, molecular function: carbohydrate:proton symporter activity.
AUGGCCCAGGUGCGGUCCACUCGCUUGGCAUGGGGAAACGCGACUCCAGACUCUCCCCACCUUCACAGCUUUAGUCAUGCGCAGUUCCUUUCCAUCAGUGUGGAGCUGAAUGGCGCAAAAGUCGCUGGGGUUGUGUUGUUGGCAACCUUAGAAAAAAGCCAUCCCUUCUUUCGAAAGGGGCUGUCCCGCCGCCACCCGAGCCCGAUCGGCAAGUCAGGCGAGAUCAUAGUCCUCGCGCCAUCUCGUUGCAUCUCCUCAGCACCCCCGGCCUCCUCCAUCCCCGCCCCUGCUGAGCACCUAUUCGGAGACUCAUUUCCUGGCAUCUGCCUCCGUCUCUUCCACUCCACAUCUCAGAUGGCUCGAGGCGUCUUCCAGAAGGGCCGCAUCGCCGGUUCCUUCAACUUCCGCCUGCUGUUCUCAUGCUUCAUCAUGGGCCUGUCCCAGGUCAACUUUGGCCUUGACCAGACGGCCUUCAGCACCACCCAGGCCAUGGGCCCGUUCGAGCGCAAGUUCGGCGUCUACCGGCCCUCGCUGAAGCGCUUCGCGCUCGAGCCGUACUUCCUCUCGCUCCUCAACAGCCUGCCCACCAUCACCCAGGUCUUCGGCCUCCUGAUGGGCAGCUUCAUCUGUCGCCGCUUCGGCAGGCGCAUGUCCUUCUUCGUCAUGUGCGGCUGGGCCUGGCUGUCGGCCAUCCUCAACGUCACCGCCCAGAACAAGGAGCAGAUCCUGGCCGGCCGCAUGAUCAACUUCAUCUACAUCGGCAUGGAGCUGGCCGCGGUGCCCGUGACGCAGUCGGAACUGGUCCCGGCGCGGGUCCGUGGCUUCGUCGUCGGCACCUACCAGCUCGGUAUCAUGACGGGAGGGCUGAUCAUGUCUUUGAUCUGCCUCGGCACGAGCAAGAUCAAGAAUGAGAAUUCUUUCAGGAUCCCAUUUGGUAUUUUCUUCGUUAUCCCGACGGUUGUGUUUCUCGGAACGUUCUGGAUGCCAGAGUCUCCCCGAUGGCUCCUUCUCAAGAACCGCCCUGAGGAGGCCAGAAAGAAUCUUCAACUGCUUAGGGAGGGCAAGUUCACCGACGAGGAGAUCGAGAAAGAGUUCCAGGAUCUGAAGAUGGGCAUCGAGUUGACCACCGAGAAGGGCAGCUUCGCCGAGCAGUGGAGGGGCACUCACCUGAGACGAACUUUGAUCGUCCUAGGGGUUAAUUUCUUCCUCCAGAUGACGGGACAGAAUUUUACGAGCAAGUACGGAGCUGUCUUUAUCAAGGACGUGGGUGCCGUCGACCCCUUUGUCAUGAAGACUAUCACUACGCUGUGCGGCAUCCUGAUGGUCCUCACGAGCAUGCUGAUCUCCGAUACUGUCGGGCGCAAAACCAUCAUGAACAUCGGCUCCUUCUUCCAGGCGGCGGCCGUCAUGACCAUCGGCGGCCUGGGCUCGAUCCCCAACCCGUCGCGCAACGUCGGCGUCGGCAUCACGGCGCUGACCGUCGUGUUCGCGUCGGCCUUCUGCAUCGGCUGGGCGCCCAACUCGCACGUCGUCGCCGCCGAGAUCCCCGCCAUGCGCCUGCGCGACAUGACCUACUCGACGGGCAGCGUCGUCAACGUCCUCUGCUCCUUCGUCGUCACCUUCACCCUGCCCUACCUCCUGUACGAGCCGUACGCCGCGCUGGGGCCCAAGGUCGGCUUCAUCUACGGUAGCUUCGCCGUGCUGUCCAUCGUCUUCGUCUGGCUCGCGCUGCCCGAGUGCAAGGGCCUCUCGCUCGAGGAGAUCGAGCACCUGUUCGAGAGCGGCGUGCCGACGCGCAAGUUCGGCAGCUACAAGCACGGCGAGAUCCUGCCCGCCGAGGUGGAGCCCGAGGCCAAGGAGGCGCGCGUCAUCCAGGCCGAGGUCAAGCCCGAGACGGCGGUGUAA